Messenger RNA from Triticum aestivum (bread wheat), 3288 nucleotides. RefSeq lists its product as uncharacterized. The transcript is spliced from 20 exons. Gene Ontology annotation, cellular component: ribosome; cytosolic large ribosomal subunit. Gene Ontology annotation, biological process: translation. NCBI's taxonomy places the organism in Eukaryota, Viridiplantae, Streptophyta, Magnoliopsida, Poales, Poaceae. The record is from RefSeq and is a predicted model, not a curated record. Gene Ontology annotation, molecular function: RNA binding; structural constituent of ribosome. The coding region runs from base 1 to 1470 and encodes 489 amino acids.
AUGGCGCUCCACGCCAUGCUCGGCGUCCGGGAAGCAGGUCUCUUUGGUGAGGUGGGAAGCAGGAGAGAUCCCCACCGACUCACCCGACUCAUUCUCGUUCCUCCCCAACCUUUCCGCUCCCUCCAACAUCGCCGCCGCCGGCCACUCCCCGUCUCUCUGGACCUCGCCGCCGGCCUCUCUCCGUCCCCUCCCCUCCCCUUCCCUCAUCAGGAAAGAAGAGAAGAGAAGCCGAGAGGGAGAUCGAGCGAGCGAGUAGGCCAGCGGCGGCCGUGGCGCUCCGGCUCAGAUCCGCCAACGCUGUCGUCCAGGGCCUGGGGCUCGACGGAGGUCGGCUCCGUCCCCGCCACGGGUCGCCGGAGGCCGCCUUGCUCAACUCGCGACCCCUCCCCUCCUUAUUCGUCGCUCAUUCCUUCCCUCACCCCUGCUCGCCUUCACCGGCGGCGGUGGCUCUCGCCGCGCGACCUCUCGGCGGACCAGGUCGCGCGUGACCGCGUCCUACUCCUCGUCCGCAGCAAAGCCUCCUCCUUCAGUAAUCUGGGCAGGAGCACAUGCAUCGACCACUUCUGCCUCGAAUACUUGGAGGAGCACAAGGUCGAGGAGCAUCCUCAAAACACCAAGGUCCGGGCCAUCCUCCGCAGCCAUGGCAUCAACCUCCACCUCCAUGACGACGGAGACCAUGUCAAGGCCACUUCUGCCCCGGAUAUUUGGAGCACAAGGUCGAGGGGCAUCCCCAAUGCACUAAGGUCCGGGCCAUCAUCCGCAGCCACGGCAUCAACCUCCAUGACGAUGGAGACCAUAGCGGGGACUCACUUCUUGAUCUUCACCUCCCUACUUGAGGUCCUGCAAAAGCGUGCUCAAGGGCAUGUUCACCUAUUUGUGGAAGAGACGGAUAAGGAGUUGGAGCUCCGUUUUUUGGCUCAGCUCACACAGACGCACGCUUCCCUUGCGGCUCCCCCCUCCGCCUCGGAUGUCCACUUCCUAUUUGACUACGGCAUAGGUUACUUUCUUGGAAGAUCAGUUCCACUUGAUGAAUGGAAAAUUAGUUUACUCCUCGUCCGCAGCAAAGCCCUCUCCUUCAGGAGCAGACGCAUCGACCAUUUCUGCCUCGAAUACUUGGAGCACAAGGUCGAGGAGCAUCCCCAACGCACCAACGUCUGUGCCAUCCUUCGCAGCCACGGCAUCAACCUCCACGACGAUGGAGACCAUAGAUCCUCUCAAUGGGACCCAAGAAUGCCAGUGAGUCACUUUGGCAAGGAUCCUGGUGUGUCGCACAGUCACACCAAGUCGUAUGUGCGCUCCAAGGAAAGGAAGUUUGAGAAGGCUUGUGGUAGGAGGAACAGGGGUGGCUUCAAGAUCCUCUUGAGGGGACCCAAGAAUGCUCGUGAGGCGGUGAGGCACUUUGGCAAGGCUCCUGGCGUGCCGCACAAACCACAUCAAGAUGUACGUGUGCUCCAAGGAAAGGAUGUUUGAGAAGGCUUGUGGUAGGAGGAACAGCCAUGGCUUCAUCAAGCUGCAGAUCCAUGGCCCGCUGGAGCUGCCCAUCUUCAGCAACUUGCCGCCACAUACAGCCCCCGCCCCCGCGUCGGCUACGUUGACUUCCACAAGGUGGUUGAGAUGCAGCCCAAUAUGUCUUCACCUUGAACCACGAGCAACACCGCAGAUUGGGUGCUCUUUGCUACCAGCUGGUGAAAGGAAAAGCUGCUCCGACUGGCGAGGAUGCCCACAAAGGUGGCCUCUUCCGACGACUUUUGCCCUGUUCCUCUGGUGGCCUCGAUUAUUCUUCCUCCCCGGCAUAGGUGCUGCAGAUCCACGGCCCGCAAGAGCCGCCCAUCUUUGGCAACUCGCCGCCAUCUACAGCUUCCCCCGCUGCUGCGUUGACUUACACAAGCGGCACCGCAGGUUUUGUGCUAUUUGCUACCAUCUGGUGAAAGGAAAAGCCGCUCCGAUCUGUGAGGAUGCCCACCAAGGUGGCCUCUCUUGACGACUUCUGCCCUGCCCCUUCGGUCACCUCGAUUUUUCUUCCUCCACAGCAUAGGUGCAACACCGCAGGUUGUGUGCUCUUUGCUACCAUCUGGUGAAAGGAAAAGCUGCUCCAAUCUGGCGAGGAUCGGAUGCUACCAAGGUGGCCUCUCCUGAUGACUCCUGCCCUGCCCAUCCGGUGGCCUUGAUUAUUCUUCCUCCUCGACAUAGGUGAGUAAAUGGUUAGAUGAACAUUCUCAACCUGAGGGCGUCCCCUAUGAUCACCCAUAUAUUCCGGCGCAGCUAAACUCGGCCACGGCAAGGAGAAUGGGCCUAGGAUGAGCUCUUCGUCAGUGCCGUCGAUAACCUGGGCUACAUGCUCAUCUAGAACUACACGAGCAGGCACGGAGGAGCCAGUUUUGGUCAAUGUUCAGAAAGAAUGCUCAAAACUCUCAAGAAGAUGACAUGCCCUCAUCAGAAUAGUCGUUUGAUGUUUCUAGAUUUUAGCAAUCACGUUCCAAAGGACCUUUCGGGAUCAACUAUAACGGCUGUGCUUAAAUAAGAAAAUGACAUCCAUCCUGUUCUCGCUCACAAUAAACAGGUCCUUGCUGGGGGGAGACGAUUAAUGGUCCAGAAGGGCCAUUUCAUGAUUGUGAAGAGAGCACCAGAUGAAUUCAUCAGUUUGAAGCUUAAAGAAUAAAUUUCACAGUGGCGACUUGGUGCCAAACUUUGGGCCAUCCCAAAAGGCGGCACGUCGAAGAUAUGUAUGCUGGUGAUGGUGGACCGGAGUGAUCGCAUCCUGGGCGAGAAGAGUGAUCGAUGGAGCUUGGUCUAUGGGAAAUCAAUCUUCCUGAAGAAGGCCAUCUUCAUCAUCGGUUGCGACGAGUACUCAAAGCUGGCUUUCUUGGAUUAGAUUCAUCAGGGCAGUUUGUACGAUAUGCAACCAUGAUUCUGCUUGACGCCCAGGAACAAGAUGCCGGCGUAUGUUCUACAGGCAAAACUCGAGCGGCUCCCUGAUGGGUGUGACUCCAUGAGUGAAGCGUGGAUCUGUCUUUGGUGCAAUCAUCUGCAUGUACACUAAUACUAACUGGAAACAUAGGUAGUGUGGUGAAAUGCAUCCACUUGGUGAUCGCCUCCUUGAAGGGCAUUACCAAGCUGUCUUUUGUUUGUUUGUUCGUUUCGUUUGCUUGUUUGUGGGGUGAUGCAUAUGUUCUUGGAGAGUUGUUGUUUCCGUUAGCAAAACUUUCAAUAGGGGUGUGGGUAAAUGUAAACAUCAACCAGAAUUAUUGUAUGUCUUUGAAAGGUGCAAUGAAACCAAAUUUUGGUUCC